Molecule: messenger RNA, 1401 nt
Organism: Radiomyces spectabilis
Lineage: Eukaryota; Fungi; Mucoromycota; Mucoromycetes; Mucorales; Radiomycetaceae
Product: Alpha/Beta hydrolase protein
Exons: 5
Coding region: 39-1226 (395 amino acids)
Biological process (GO): medium-chain fatty acid biosynthetic process; medium-chain fatty acid catabolic process
Molecular function (GO): monoacylglycerol lipase activity; acetylesterase activity
Source: RefSeq, a predicted model, not a curated record
CAGAUUCUUUAAUAUCACUGUGAUUAUUUUAUUUAUUGAUGGCUGCUGUCAAACUUACGCAUCAUCCGAAUACAGUUCCUUUGCUCGUGAAAGGGCAACGGGUCGCCUUGGCUGAUUAUAUCACUUCCACUUGUCCGACCAUUGUCGGCCCCAAAGCCACUUUUACCCCUACGUCCUAUCUAUUCAACGGUCACCUUCAAACCGGUUAUGCUGCUUACUACAAUUCUAGCACCACCGACAAUGACAUUGUCUACCAACGUCAAAUGCUCGAUUUACCCGAUGGCGGUCAUCUCGCCCUCGACUGGACCCCACCGAAUCAGCCCCUUGACAAUACUCCAGUACUCGUAGCAUUACACGGAUUGACCGGAGGUAGUCAUGAAUCUUAUAUUCGCAGUGUACUCGAAGUGGUCACACGCCCUCCAUUUAACUAUCGUGCCGUGGUUAUGAAUUGCCGUGGUUGUGCCAACACCAGUCUUAAAACGCCCCAGCUAUUUAACGGGGCCUAUACCGACGACCUUCGAUUUGUGUUGAAACAUUUGCAAGAGGUGCUGCCUGCAGGCACCCCGCUCGUGGGUAUUGGAUUCUCGUUGGGUGCGAAUAUCCUGGUCAAGUAUCUCGGUGAAGAACAAGAAAAGACGCCUUUCAAAGCCGCUAUUUCCGUUGCCAACCCUUUUGAUUUCAUGAAAUCAUCCCAAUCCUUGGAUGAGAACUAUUUUUCGCGAUCCGUCUAUUCCGCCACCAUGGCAAAUAACCUCAAACGAGCAUUCAGCAAGCAUACAGAUAUUUUGGGUCAGGAUGGAAAAAUCAAUGUUGAGGAAGUCAUGAACAGUUCCACCCUUCGCGGCUUUGACGAUGCUUGCACCCGCAAGAUGUUCAAUUAUACCACCGUGAAUAACUAUUACCGAGACGCCAGUUCCUGUCGCUUUAUUGAAAAGGUCCGAAUUCCCCUGCUUUGCUUCAACGCCCUGGAUGAUCCCAUUGUACCCGAAUCAUGUAUUCCCUACGACGAAGUCAAAGUGAAUCCCUAUGUCGUGCUUGCUACCACCGAAAAGGGAGGCCACCUUGGCUGGUUUGAACAUUUACGUCAACCUACACGGUGGAUCGUCAAACCAUUGGCUGAAUUUAUCGUGGCCAUGUUCAAGAUCCAUGAUAUACGUGAAUCGCCUACGGAAAUGGAACCGGACACCAUCGCGCAAAAUGUCGAUACCAUUCAAGCCGCCGAAUAAAAUUAGAUCAAGAUAGAAUCAUCCAUUAUCCUAGCAGCGUAGCCAUCUUGGUUAUGUCUGUCUCUUUUUGCCUGGACCGAUGCCAUCGUCGCUUAACCAAAUGAUGCCAAUAUGGGAAAUUUUAUUUACAGGAUAAAAUAUAAAGAAAAUAAAAAGAAAGAAAGAGAAUGAAAGA